This is a messenger RNA of Carcharodon carcharias (great white shark), 1567 nucleotides long. RefSeq names its product regulatory factor X-associated ankyrin-containing protein (gene rfxank). The transcript has 9 exons. The record is from RefSeq and is a predicted model, not a curated record. Gene Ontology annotation, biological process: regulation of transcription by RNA polymerase II. Lineage: Eukaryota; Metazoa; Chordata; Chondrichthyes; Lamniformes; Lamnidae. Gene Ontology annotation, cellular component: nucleus. Bases 203 to 1138 code for a protein of 311 amino acids. Gene Ontology annotation, molecular function: protein binding.
GGAAUCACAUUGAUGAUUUUGCAAGAAAAUACACACAUUAAAAUCUGCUCAGUUGCAUUGUGGGAUAUUUCAAGCUACUUUCACUUUUGGUAGGGAAGUGUUCAUUACUGUACAUGAACAGCUUUUUCAGAGACACUGCAUUAUAUCAGUACAUGUAGUUGAAUGCAAAGAUUCUUUAUAUUACAAGAAGAUACACAGCAAAAUGGAUGAAGAGGAAAGAAAUGACCACAACAGUGAGGGUGGUGAAACCACAAGAAUUGUGGAAGGUAUUUCUAGGGAAGAACUACAUGAUGAACGACUGCAAUGCAAUAAUGGAGACCACAGUAGGAGCCCGAAUACUUCUUCAAAUAAGACCAGCAAGAAAGAACCAGCAGUAGAGGUUGCACCAAGCAACGUAAUCCAGAUAAAGUGUGCAACACUGCAGGUCAAUGAUCAGUUACAACAAGUUAUAACACUCAAUGUUGGAAGCACUCAAGAACAGGAGCAAGAUCAAAUGACAUCUGACCUUGAAGCAGUCUCUAUACUAUCCAAUGAACAGUUUUCGCUUCCAGAGAAAUCCAGCCCUGCAUACAAGUAUGCCACGACACUCACAAACAGACAGCGAGGGAACGAGAUCUCAUCACUCCCAGCAAACCUGGACACACUAUCAAUUCAUCAGCUAGCUGCUCAGGGAGACCUGGUCCAACUAAUGUCACAUCUUCAACAAGGGAGCUCAUUGCUCAACGUACCAGAUGACCGAGGCUUUACACCAUUAAUGUGGGCGGCAGCGUUUGGAGAAAUAGCUGUUGUGAAGUUUUUGCUCCAGAUGGGCGCUGAUCCACACACUUUGGCAAAGGAGCGGGAGAGCACGCUGUCGCUGGCUAGCAUCCAGGGAUACACCGACAUUGUCCUGCUGCUCCUUGACCAUGGAGUGGACGUCAACAUUUAUGACUGGAAUGGAGGAACUCCGUUACUGUAUGCUGUGCAUGGAAAUCAUGUGAAGUGUGUGGAAGCUCUACUGGCCAAAGGUGCAGAUUUAACAAUGGAGGCAGACUCUGGUUACAGUCCUAUGGAUCUGGCUGUAGCUCUAGGCUUUAAAAAAGUCCAACAAGCUAUUGAAAACCACGUACUGAAGCUGCUUCAGAACAACAAAGAUUAAAAAGCACAAGCAAUGGAACCAGCCUCGUUUCAGUGGGGCCAGUAAGCAAACACUAGUCAAGGCUUUCCUUUUGCCCUACAACCUACCUGAGCUCUGCAGCAUGAAGAAGCUUAUUGACAGCAGUGGAGGCUUUUGAGGCCUACUCCGCCCUAUCUGAUACAUAAAAUAAAGUCAACAGGCCUGCAAGGUCAUAGGAAACAGCUGGAGGUGGUUUCGAAUGAAUGGCAAAACAAACAGAUGGACUGGUCACUGAUGUGACCAUAACAGUUACAGUAAACUGCUCUUUAAACAGGGGCUGGCAUCUGACUAAAUUGCACCAGUCAGUCUGGGGUUUGUUUGGGAGUGGGUUGCCUGCAGAUCUCCAAAAUGUAAACAAGACAUGUAAAAUUUAUUUUUUUAAUGUAAUAAAAGUUGAUUUUUUUUUCAAGA